AUGUCUAGCUGUGAUAUCUUUUCUUGGAUUAUUUUUGGAAUUGUGUCCCUUAAUGGUAUCUUGGGAAAUGGAUUCAUUGUAGUGGUAAAUGGACAACAAUGGCUGCAAAGCAAGAAGAUGGUCCUUUGUGAUAUUCUCCUGACUAGUUUGAGCACCUCCAGAUUUAUAGCACAGUCAACUAUUCUGAUCAGCACCUUUUUUCCAAAGAUUUUUAUAUACUUUUCCUGGAUGUUUUCCAACAUGGUAAGCCACUGGUGUGCCACAUGGCUCAUUGUUUUUUGUUGCGUGAAGGUCACCAACUUUGCCAACCCUCUCUUCCUGUGGAUAAAAGCGAGGAUCAAUGUGCUCAUACCCAGGAUGCUUGGAAUGUCAAUAUUAGUUUCCAUGGUCUUUUUUCUUUCUUUAUUAGUCAGUUUUUUUGAACACAAAGAGUGUUACAAUGUGACAGAAAUUCUGCCAGGGAAUGCCAGUGGAAAUGAGGUUUGCAACAACACUUUCAUUGUUUUUGUUCCUCUGGAAUUCUCUUUUUCUUCCACAAAUUUCUUCCUGAGUACAACUGCAUCCAUCCUUCUGCUUAUUUCUCUGCAGAGGCAUACAAGAAACCUGAAGAAAAGCGGUCUUGGUGUGAAGGAC
This is a messenger RNA of Sceloporus undulatus (fence lizard), 633 nucleotides long. Its product is annotated as taste receptor type 2 member 40-like. Gene Ontology annotation, cellular component: membrane. Gene Ontology annotation, molecular function: G protein-coupled receptor activity; bitter taste receptor activity. The record is from RefSeq and is a predicted model, not a curated record. The annotation marks the transcript as partial. Gene Ontology annotation, biological process: detection of chemical stimulus involved in sensory perception of bitter taste; sensory perception of taste; G protein-coupled receptor signaling pathway. Lineage: Eukaryota; Metazoa; Chordata; Lepidosauria; Squamata; Phrynosomatidae. The transcript has a single exon.